Molecule: messenger RNA, 2322 nt
Organism: Dermacentor silvarum
Lineage: Eukaryota; Metazoa; Arthropoda; Arachnida; Ixodida; Ixodidae
Exons: 3
Coding region: 1-2322 (773 amino acids)
Source: RefSeq, a predicted model, not a curated record
AUGGAGGUCAACCCGCCCCGUCCAGAAGGCGCCAAAAAAGCUCGGAAAGCCGAGAAGCCCAAGUUACCGAAGUUACUGAGACACCUGCAAGUGGCAUGUACCAAGCGCGGUGACUCGAGCUGCCACCUGCUUCGCUAUCGGAGGAUAUUCAACGAAGUGCUGCUCGACAUCGGUCUCGAGAUCUGCGAAGACGCGCGGUGCGACACGGAAAACGGCGUUUGCAUUGCCAUCGCCCAGGCGAGUGGUCGCGGGUAUGUUUUCGGUGGCGUACACGACGACACGUUCGAAAGACACGCGCUCGACAUCGUCCAAUACCUGCUCACCGAGCACCACUGCAUCACCACCGUGGAAAUGAACCACAUCGUGAGGCACUGCCCUGCGCUACUCAAAGCGCUCAGGCUGAACAGGGCCGUGGAAUGUGUGCUCAUUUCCGGAAUGGAUUCUGAGCAUAGCGCGGAAGACGUGGCCGCCUUCAAAGUGGUCAAGUCUAUGUCGCAACUGAAAGAGCUGUACUUCGACACCAAGCGUUGUCCUCCGAUGUACAAGUACAACUUGCAACUGUACGGCCAGCUACUUCGAGGAGGCACAAGACAGCUCAGCGCCCUCGACGUGGCUCACGUGGAAAUGAGCCAGAAACAGGUGAAACGACUCAUCGGGGCGCUGACGCGGAAUCGAACUGUGACGCACCUAGUAGUCGGUGAGAACGUGUUCACCUGCGGAAAGGAGCUGUCAGGUGCGAACUUCGCAUACUACCUCGUCAAUACAGGCACGCUCCGCACACUGAAGUUGGUCUCGAAACCCGAAUUCACGAACGAACAAGCCAUCCGGACACUGGUCGACGCUGUGUGCCAGAUGACGACGCUUGAAGAACUGAAAGCGGACUUGGACAUCAAGAUGGUAGGCUUUGCUGCCCGGAUCGCCCUGUUCGCUCAAGUGGUGGCCGAAAACUCGACACUGCGUCGCCUCCGGCUUCCGUUCGUGACCUGCAGCUGCUUGCGAACGGACGAUGACCUGGACUACUACCUCGAUCCCCCGGAUCCCGACGCCGCCGAGCACUACUACCUCGAUCCCCCAGAUCCCGACGCCGCCGAGCACUACUACCUCGAUCCCCCAGAUCCCGACGCCGCCGAGCACUACUACCUCGAUCCCCCGGAUCCCGACGCCGCUGAGCAGAUGGCGCACUUAGUGCAGGCCGUGCGGAGCAACUCCGUGCUUCGCAAGCUCGAGAUAGACUUGGCCGGUUUCGGCGUAGACGAGUGCUGCGAAUUCUUCGACGCGGUCGCCGACAACGCCACGCUGGUCUCGGUAGCUGUCCGACGGCUGCCCAACGAUGUCCAGGUGGACGGCAUCUGCAAAAAGAUCCGGGAACGCGGGAUCCAAGACAGAGUGCGCAUCUGCCACCACCACCUAAGCUGGCUGGACAUCGCCACGCUGCGCGACUGUCCGGAAAUCACCAGCGUCAUCGUCAGCGGCUGGCACUUCGCCGAAGACAUGGGCUACUGCAGGGACAUGUUUCACACCCUCGUUGCCUGCCCCCACGUGACUUCAGUUCGUGUGGACACCUGGUACUUCUGCGACUACACGUUCAUGAUGUUGACCGAUUACGUGACGAGAGCGCAGACGCUCACGGAGCUCGAGAUCAACGUGACCGGUAUCCCGGAAUGGCGGUCAGACGAGGACCACCUGAGCAUCGAGAGAAGCCUGGUUAAAGCCGUGUCUUUCAACGCCAGCCUGGUCGCAGUGAACAUCACGGGGAUCCUGCUGUACAACAAGCACUGCGUUAUGCUCGCGGACGCCGCCGCCGCCAGGAGCCGAAGGCUCACGCACCUGCGCAUCACACCGGCCAACACGAUGAACCCGACGUUCGCCAACCUCAUGCCGCAGCUGCUGGCCUGGUACCCGCGGCAUGUGCAGGUGGAGUACUACAACUACAAGAACAGAGGACACGCCUAUUUACGGGAAAUCACGGCACGAAACAACAGGAACGUCUUGGCGGCGGUUCGCUACGUGCUGGGCAACUGGAACUGCGACGACGGAGCACGGGUGCUCGAAGCGAUCCACAACCACCCGUCGCUCGUGUACCACGUGCGGCGCAAGACUGAGGUUGGCACUGUCGAUGCAAACGCCAAGAUUGCGCAUGCUCUGAAGCGCAUCCGAAGCUGCGGCAUCGACGAGUACAUGAGACUGGCCGGCGUUGUCAAGAGACGCGUAAUGUGCAUCAAACAUGAGAGCGGUGUUGGCAUGCAGAUCGCAGACCUCAAUGAGUACUGCUGGCUGUACAUCCGCAGGUACCUGAAGAUUGCGGACGUUGUAGGAGUGUAA